Rotaria socialis is the source of this 843-nucleotide messenger RNA. The record is from the annotation of a GenBank genome assembly. NCBI's taxonomy places the organism in Eukaryota, Metazoa, Rotifera, Eurotatoria, Philodinida, Philodinidae.
AUGGAAAUUCGGAUGUUGAGCGUGACUUUAGUAUUAAUGAACAUAUUGUUGUCAUUAUCUUCUAUUAAUGACCUUCGUUCAACAUGGGUUGCAAUAAAAUUUUAUGGUGUAGGUUCACCACAUCGAGUACCCAUCAAGAUUGAUAUGAUUCGUGCUGUACAAAAAUCGAAAUCGGUUUAUAAUCAAGAACAGUUAUCAUUACAUGCUUUGAAAAAAGUGGGUAUUAUUGAUGCACAAGCUGUAAAUGCGUUAAUUGGAGCUGGUGAUGAACAAGUUAAAUUAAUCUCAGAUGAACUUUUCAAAAUAACCGACGAAUUAUUAAAACUUCAAAGUCUUUUUCCUUAUGGUGCUUCAACACAAGAAGAAACAAUUUGUUAUAAUUCGAAUACAUAUCGAGCUUUACUUGAUUUUAAAUAUCAAAUGUUUGAUGGAGGUUUUAUGAUUCCAGAAUUUGGUUGUUUAUAUAUUAAAAAUGUGAAAUUUUAUCAAUUAGUUAAUCCUAAUGUUAAUAAAAAUGUCGAUAUAAUUGAUGCUGCAUGUUAUGAUUUAACAGAAGUACAUGGAUUACAUAUUAAAAGUAAAGAAGAUAAAGAUCUCGAAAGUUGUACGAAAAACAAAUUUGAAACAAUAAUUGCUUUUGAACAAGCUAAUAGUAAUGAUAAUGGAGAAAAUAGUUCCUUGAUUUUAGGCUCAAUCGGAUGUGGAGCUUUUCAAAAGGAUAUUAAAACUAUUACUGAAUUAUGGGAGAACAUUUUAUCAAGCCCAUUAAAUGAAACUUUAAAAACUAAACAGCAUCGUGCUUUUGAAGAAAUUUGGCUUCGUAGUGGAAAAAUGAUAAAUUAG